CUAUGGCCUAAGCCUAUUUCAGAAUCGUCAACUCUCGGUGGGCAUGUCCAAUUCCGCCUUGUCGACGUUCUAGGCAGAUCCUUGUCACCUCAGUGACUCGGAGGGGGAAGUUGUGGACAAGUUUUGUACCGCUCCCUGCGGGCGUUCUAGCCGUAACUUCCGUAGCUCUAUAGCUUCCAGAUCUGCCCUCCUAGACGGUUCUCGGAGCUUCUUCUCUAUGGCUCCGCGCCGCCGGGCCGGGAGGGCGGCAGGGAGGUUGUGCGUUUAAACCGUGAGGCCGCCGCUCGGGGAGGAGAAAUAACCGAGCCGGGAGCAAAUGGAGCCCGAGAUGGAGACGGAGACGCUGGAGUCGAAGAUCAACAGAGCUACAAAUCCUCUGAACAAGGACCUGGAAUGGGACAGCAUCAAUGCCUUUUGUGACCAGCUCAAUAAGGAACUAGAGGGCCCGCCACUUGCCACCAGGCUCCUUGCCCACAAGAUCCAAUCUCCACAAGAAUGGGAGGCCAUUCAGGCUCUCACGGUGCUGGAGGCCUGUAUGAAAAACUGUGGCAAGCGCUUUCAUGAUGAAGUGGGCAAGUUCCGCUUCCUUAACGAGCUGAUCAAGGUGGUGUCACCCAAGUAUCUAGGAAACAGGACCCCAGAGAAAGUGAAAUCCAAGAUCUUGGAGCUGAUGUAUAGCUGGACAUUGGGGCUUCCCCAUGAAGUGAAGAUUACGGAGGCCUAUCAGAUGCUGAAAAAGCAAGGGAUUGUAAAAUGUGACCCCAAGUUGCCAGACGAUGCCCCCUUUCCACUGCCUCCACCCAGGCCAAAGAAUGUGAUCUUUGAUGAUGAGGAGAAGUCCAAGAUGCUGGCUCGCCUGCUCAAAAGCUCACACCCUGAGGAUCUCCGGGCUGCCAACAAACUCAUCAAAGAGAUGGUUCAGGAGGACCAAAAGCGAAUGGAGAAGAUCUCCAAGAGGGUGAACACCAUUGAGGAGGUGAACAACAAUGUGAAGCUGCUGACGGAGAUGGUGACUAACUACAGCAAAGGAGAGACGACGGAGAGCAGCGAGGACCUCAUGAAAGAGCUGUACCAGCGCUGCGAGCGCAUGAGGCCCAUGCUUUUCCGCCUUGCCAGUGACACUGAGGACAAUGAUGAGGCCCUAGCGGAAAUCUUGCAAGCCAAUGACAACCUAACACAAGUGAUCAACCUCUAUAAGCAGGUUGUGAAAGGGGAGGAGAUCAAUGGUGAGACCGUGGCUGGUCCACUCCGAGGCAGCACUUCAGCACUGCUGGAUCUAUCGGGGCUGGACAUGCCAAUCGCAAGCCCAUCCUACCCAGCCUUACCAACUUUCUCGGGUGGUGGGUCAGCAGCUUCCGUGCCGGAGCAAAGCAGCUCUGUCUCUCUGCUGGAUGAUGAACUCAUGUCGUUAGGGCUUAAUGACCCAGCAACUCCCACAGCCCAGGGUACAGAUAACAGCGGCUGGAACAAUUUCCAGUCUUCUGACAGCCCUGAACUUGGCGUCCCGUCAGUGCCAGCAGCCCCAGUGGGGAAAGCUGAUGCCGGGCUGCCUCCUGCUGCCACUAGCGGUAUGGAUGACCUGGACCUGCUGGGCAAGACUCUGCUGCAACAGUCCCUUCCCCCGGAGUCUCUGCAAGUCAGAUGGGAGAAGCAGCCCCCACCUCGCUUGACGUUGCGCGACCUCCAAAACAAGAGCACUUCCAGCCCCUCUGUGAGCACCAACAGCACCCCGCCCCUCUUCACGGGGCUCCCUUCAAACCCUCCUACCACCUCACCCCUGUCAUCAGAGCAUCCAGCCCCCGUCGUGGUCCCUCGAGGGCUGCCAACACCUUCCGGAGCCACAGUUCCUCCAGCAGGUUUCCCUGCUUCAACCUCUCCACUGGAAAUCUCACUGGCGAAUGUCACGGUGCCUCUGGAAUCUAUCAAACCAAGCAACAUCCUCCCAGUGACUGUGUACGAUCAGCAUGGUUUCCGUGUCCUCUUCCACUUUGCCAAGGACUCUCUGCCCGACCGGCCUGACGUGCUGGUGGUGGUUAUCUCCAUGCUCAGCACUGCCCCCUUGCCCAUUAGGAACAUCAUCUUUCAGUCUGCUGUCCCCAAGGUGAUGAAAGUGAAGCUGCAGCCGCCGUCAGGGACAGAGCUCCCAGCAUUCAACCCAAUUGUGCCCCCCACGGCAAUCACCCAGGUCCUCCUGCUUGCUAACCCACAGAAGGAGAAAGUGAGACUACGAUACAAGCUGACCUUCACCAUGGCAGAUCGAACCUACAACGAAAUGGGCGACGUGGACCAGUUCCCCCCUCCAGAAUCAUGGGGAAACCUCUAGCGUUGCAGCCGGGGUGCUGUGUCAGACUUCUAAAGAUUCUGCCUCCCCAGGACACGAGCCAACCCCAGGCCGGCUAGCGCUCGAACUCUGUUCUCGCACUGGAAUGCUAGCCGUCAGCAGUACGCCGUGGGGUGGAGGAUGGCAGGCAGAGGCGAGAGGGGACGCCUGUCUUGGGUUGGUGGGGCAGGAAUGAUUGAGUGAGUUGCUCUCUGUUCUUCUAACUUGGCCUCUGAGCCCCCUCCCCUUAUCUUGCUUUUCUAGCUCUGCUUUUCCUUCCAUGAAAUGGUGGUCAUGAUCAGCUGAAGCUGUUCUGAGAAACCCAACUCCAGGGCUCUUUGGAUCUUCUUCGCAUCCCCUUCCCUCCUGCUAAGGUUAUAUUGGACCUUAUACCUUUCCAGCUCUAUCACCGCUUCCCACAAGCAAGCUUACAGGCGUGAGAGGUUGAUAUGCGGAGUGCUGCUCCUUGCUCUGUUUCCUGAAGGCUUCAUUGUCGCACUAGGAUUGGUCACAGGAGGCCUAGUGGGCCCAUUCCUGACUCCAUGAGCAAAACAGCCUUGGGAUUACAGGGUAGUUGGGUCUGUUUUGCACAUGAGGCCGCCUUGAUUCCCCCAGGGUUGAUUGAUGGGUAUGCUUGUUGAGCCACUGAUGUGCCAGAGUCUAACUGAGAUGAUGGGAUGAGCGAGGAAGGCAGGUGGGUAGUGUGCCUGGUCUCAUAUGCCUUACAUGCAAAGCAUUAGUGCUGCAGCCUGAUUGUGCAGGUCAAAGAGAGGGGUUGCAUUGGAUGUCUUGAGACUGUUCCAUCCCGUGCUUUCCCCUUCUGAUGGGGAAGGAAGCUGACAAUACCACGAGGCUGAAUGCAAGCGGAUGAGAAGUCCACUUCCUGAACUGUGUUCACAGUAUUGUACAGUACUGUGGAUUCCAGCAGCUCGGUCUCUGUGGCCCAUCAGGAUGGAGUUCUGGGAGGAGGGUCUUGAGGGACAACAGGUUGCCGUAACUACAUCUCUCCCCACAAAUCACUCCCAUCUGUAGCUCCCCGUCUUCUCCCUCUCACAAACUGGUGUGGUCGCAGACUCAGGGCCAGGAAGCAUGCAGUCUACAUGACUGUCUGCCUGACUAUUCCCAUGAGCAAAGUACCCAUGGAAAUGCCUGGGAGCAAGGGCUCCACUAGUUCCUUGAUGGGAUGCUCCAUGGGAGGCGGAAUUAAGCUUCUUUGACAAAAAACAGUGGGUGGAAUUGUGGUGGAAGCUGACGUUUCCUUGCCCUAGUGGGUUGUGCACCUGCUUCAGGCAGUGAUAGGCUGUUUUGGGUGGGAAGGCCUUUCUGAUGUGGGACUCUGCUGUGACUGGAUGCUUUUACUUUCUGGUCUCUCUUUCAGGGUGAUCUUUGCCUCCUUACUCUCUCUAGUUUGGGUUCAGUUUGGUUCUUGAAACAGACUUGUGUAUAUAAAUUGGGGUGCAAAGUUCUGCACAUGGCAAAAGACUUUAAAAUAGACUUGUGUGAAAUCUGCUGUAUUAAUGGGAAAUAAAAAAAAAAGUUUUCUUCCCUGAA
This is a messenger RNA of Elgaria multicarinata webbii, 3871 nucleotides long. RefSeq names its product golgi associated, gamma adaptin ear containing, ARF binding protein 1 (gene GGA1). Gene Ontology annotation, biological process: intracellular protein transport; protein localization to cell surface; Golgi to plasma membrane transport. The record is from RefSeq and is a predicted model, not a curated record. Gene Ontology annotation, molecular function: small GTPase binding; phosphatidylinositol binding; ubiquitin binding. Bases 317 to 2323 code for a protein of 668 amino acids. The transcript has 17 exons. NCBI's taxonomy places the organism in Eukaryota, Metazoa, Chordata, Lepidosauria, Squamata, Anguidae. Gene Ontology annotation, cellular component: trans-Golgi network.